Molecule: messenger RNA, 864 nt
Organism: Quercus robur (English oak)
Lineage: Eukaryota; Viridiplantae; Streptophyta; Magnoliopsida; Fagales; Fagaceae
Product: disease resistance protein RUN1-like
Exons: 3
Coding region: 1-864 (287 amino acids)
Biological process (GO): defense response
Molecular function (GO): ADP binding
Source: RefSeq, a predicted model, not a curated record
AUGAUAGGUGUAGAAUUUAUUCAAGGAAUUGUUGAGGAGAUCUCAAAUUCUAAAUUAAAUUGCACACCAUUAUUUGUUGCUCGAUACCCGGUUGGAGUAAAUUAUCGUGUAAAGACCAUACUUUCAGAUAUUGAGUCGAAUGAUAUUCACAUGAUCGGGAUAUAUGGCCCUAGUGGAAUAGGUAAGACAACAAUUGCAAAAGCUAUUUUUAAUAGAAUUUGUGAUCGUUUUGAAGGAUUUAGUUAUCUAGAGAAUAUUAAAGAAAAGUCAGGGACAAAUGCUAGUGUAAUUGAACUACAAGAGACACUUCUUUUUGAGAUCUUAGGGGAUAAAAAUUUGAAGGUAGAAAAUUUGCUUGGAGGAUGUGAUUGGUUUGCCUUUGGAAGUAGAAUCAUUAUCACAACAAGAGACAAACACUUGCUAGCUACUCUUGGAAAAGGUUGUUCAACCUAUGAGGUAAAGGAAUUAGAUAAUGACGAAGCUCUUGAACUCUUUAGUAUGCAUGCUUGCCAUGGAAACAAACUUAAAGAAGAUUAUUUGGAACUUGCAUACCAAGCUAUUCAUUACGCGAAAGGCCUUCCAUUAGCUCUAGAAAUAAUGGGUGCUGAAUUGUAUGGAAGAACUACGCAAGAAUGGAAAAAUAUACUAAAUGCUUGCAAUUUAUACCCACUUUUUGGUAUUCAGAAACUUGUUGAUAAGUCACUCAUUACUUUAAGUGAAUAUAAUGCACUGUCUAUGCAUGACUUGGUACAACAAAUGGGUAGGGAAAUUGUUCGACAAGAAUCCCUGCAAAUGCUUGGAAGACGUAGUAGGCUAUGGUGUUAUGAGGAUGUUCUUGAAGUAGUAAUUGAAAAUAUGGUAUAA